Rangifer tarandus platyrhynchus (Svalbard reindeer) is the source of this 242-nucleotide messenger RNA. The record is from the annotation of a GenBank genome assembly. NCBI's taxonomy places the organism in Eukaryota, Metazoa, Chordata, Mammalia, Artiodactyla, Cervidae.
AUGUUCAUCCGCACCAAGCUGCAGAACAAGGGGCAUGUGAUUGAAGCCCUCCACCAGGCCAAGUUCAAGUUCCCUGGCCGUCAGAAGAUCCACAAAUCUCCAAGAAGUGGGGAUUUACCAAGUUCAAUGUGGAUGAAUUUGAGAACAUGGUGGCAGAAAAGCGACUCAUCCCGGAUGGCUGUGGAGUCAAAUACAUCCCUAAUCGUGGUCCCCUGGACAAAUGGCGGGCCCUGCACUUAUGA